Molecule: messenger RNA, 1443 nt
Organism: Protopolystoma xenopodis
Lineage: Eukaryota; Metazoa; Platyhelminthes; Monogenea; Polystomatidea; Polystomatidae
Source: the annotation of a GenBank genome assembly
AUGAACACAUCCACAGACACUGAGAAUAUUAAUGAUGAAGCUUUUGGGAACAAGAGUAGGUUAAAGGACGGUUCUUUGGAAAAAAUGGAGGCGACUGUCCCAGCUAUGCUCGGAGAGCUCGUCACCUCUUGGACUCAUGAACCCUUGGACAGACCCUUGUCCAGCACUAGUCUUCCUGUUUUCUCUUCAGCUUCUCGGUCCCUCUCUUCUCCUCGCCUUCUGUGGCUUGAUGAAUCAUGCAAACAAGGCUUACAACAGAAUAACGAAGCCUCUAGCUCUUCACCUUCCGCUUUCCAUGCAAGCACUUCACUUAUGAACUGCAUUGUUUACUCCCCGAUUGAAGUUCCGCUCUCUACCAUGCAGAGCCUACCAAAAAACAAUGAAAACUCUACUGACAUUCAAACUGCCUGCCAUAAGACUCAACUAACGGAGAGGGAUCCUACAGUUUCUUCUAUUCUGCCAGCUACAGAGACAACUAGCAAGUUGCUCAAUUUGAACUGCCUUGAUCUUGCAGCAUAUGAAGAUUCACCUUCACUUGUGACUCCAUCCGAGGAUAUGCCAUGUUCUUCAAGUGUCAUGAUUCAGGUUGGCGAGACUGUAACUUCUAAGGAUAUUAGUUCUGAUAGAAGCUGUCUUCGCGGGCUUUUAGUCAACAAUAUUACUAGUGAUGACAAUAGAUUCACUAAUGCUAUCAGUAUUCCUUCUACUUGUGGGAGUGACGACGUCAAACUAGAAGAUGUGGGGACUAUCAAGGUGGUAGGGAGUCUUGGCCGACUCAGUGGACAUGAAUGGACUCCAAGUGAGCGAUCUUUGAUGGUCGAACAGUCUACCAGCGACUGCUAUGAGUUCCCUCAACCACUUGUAAUGAAAACCGAAAUUGUUACAGGCCACGUGGACCGAAAAUCUGCGUCUAGACGCUUGCCUACAGAUGUUAAUGAUGCAUCUGACGGAUACACUCAUUUAUUUGCAGUUCGUCCAACAUGCUCCUCGACGUUUGAUGAAGGACUCCACAUGGCAACAAAUUCUAAUGAUAUCGCAACCAUUAUCUCAUCAGCUUGUUCAUCGGAUGAAGCCAGAUUAGUCCCAUUUACCGGCCUGGCGACCACGUCUGGGGGCACUACCAAGGCUAUGGGAGGGGAAAAAGCCGUAUUUUCGUCUCUUGCGCACCUCCCUUUUGUUGCUAUUUCUGAGUCCCCCCAGAUGGUUCAAAAUAUAUUCCUCCAAAAUCAAGCUCCCUCUGUGCCUAUUCAUUCAUCUAGGCCAACUUCGACACCCACGCCAGCCUCUACCCUUACUCUGACGCCUACACAUAAACCCACGUCCUCAGUAUCUGUACCUACUCCGUUAUCAGCAUCCUCACCGUCACCGUCUCCAUCCUCCUUAUCUUCACCAUCUCCUGCCAAGCGGCGUCGUCGGGCUCAGCCGACAGCACAUAGUGGCACC